UGACAGGCUGAAGUGGGUGGGAUCAACUUCGACAGGUAGCUUUUGAAGCAUACGCUCCUACUCUUGAGUCACAAGGCGGAUGUAAAUCCAGUGACAAAAUGUCGCACAAAAUUAUUAAUGUGACAGUCAGGGAUGUGAGAUUCCCGACGUCGUUGGAGCAGCACGGCUCUGAUGCGAUGCACACCGACCCGGAUUAUUCAACCGCAUAUGUGGUUAUCGACACGGACUGCGGGUUGAAAGGCUUCGGCUUCACAUUCACUCUGGGGAAAGGCACGGAGAUUGUGGUGUGUGCUGUGGAAGCCCUGGCUGGUCUCGUUGUCGGGAAAUUCUUGCAGGACAUUGUGAGCGACUUCCGUGGAUUUUACCGCCUCCUGACCAGUGAUGGUCAGAUGAGAUGGUUAGGCCCAGAGAAAGGAGUGAUCCACCUGGCCACGGCUGCAGUCCUGAAUGCUGUGUGGGACCUGUGGGCGAGGGCAGAGGGCAAGCCGCUGUGGAAGCUGCUUGUUGACAUGGAUCCCAAGCAGAUUGUCUCAUGCAUUGACUUCAGAUACAUCACUGAUGCGCUUACAGAGGAGGAGGCUCUAGACAUACUCAUGAAAGCACAGGAUGGCAAGCAGCACAGAGAGGAUCUCAUGCUGAAAGAGGGUUAUCCUGCCUACACCACCUCCUGUGCAUGGCUCGGAUACUCAGACCAGCUGCUCAAACAGCUCUGCACGGAUGCACUUAAAAGUGGUUGGACCAAGUUCAAGGUGAAAGUCGGUGCUGAUCUAGAAGAUGACAUACGCAGGUGCCGCCUCAUAAGGCAAAUGAUUGGACCCAGUAACACUUUGAUGAUCGAUGCCAACCAGAGAUGGGACGUAGCCGAGGCCAUCAGCUGGGUGUCCAGCCUGGCUGAGUUCAAACCUCUUUGGAUUGAGGAGCCCACGUCUCCAGACGACAUCCUGGGUCACGCUGCUAUCUCCAAGGCUUUGGCUCCUCUCGGGAUUGGGGUGGCAACAGGAGAGCAGUGUCACAGCAGGGUGAUGUUUAAGCAGUUCCUCCAGGCCUCAGCUCUGCAGUUUGUCCAGAUAGACAGCUGUCGGCUGGGCAGUGUCAACGAGAACCUGGCUGUGCUUCUGAUGGCCCACAAGUUCCAGGUGCCUGUUUGUCCUCAUGCUGGAGGAGUCGGUCUCUGUGAGCUCGUCCAGCAUCUGAUUCUGUUCGACUACAUCUGUGUGUCUGGAAGUCUCAGCAACAGAAUGUGUGAAUAUGUGGAUCACCUACAUGAACACUUCACCAGUCCUGUGGUAAUUCAUAACGCCCACUACAUGCCUCCCAAGGAGCCAGGCUACUCUUGUGAGAUGCUGGAAUCAUCAGUGCAGAGACACCAGUACCCUGACGGAGAUGUAUGGAAGAUGAUCAUAAACAAAUGAGGACUUUAUGUCAAACAUUUAACCCAAGGCUCUUUUUUUAGACCUAUAAUUGGUCUGGGUUAAGUGGAGUGAAAAUGGAUUGCACUUAAUAAACUGCAAGAGUAGAAGUGUAGCAGACACUUUUAAAUUCCAUACUUAUGUAAUAUUAAAUGUGUUUUGCUGCUAGGCUCCUGUUGGGUCAAUAGCAAUCACGUAUAAGAUGACACAAAUGUAAAUUCUUUAUUUACAAGUUAGAUGAGAAAUUAAGCUGAUCUAACUGGCAUUUUUACACUUUCAGUAACAGGAGAAAACACUUUUCUGUAAGAACUUCAUGGUUUAAAGUGUCAUUUCACCAAAAUCAGAAAAUAAU
Sander lucioperca (pikeperch) is the source of this 1761-nucleotide messenger RNA. RefSeq names its product enolase superfamily member 1 (gene enosf1). The transcript has 15 exons. The record is from RefSeq and is a predicted model, not a curated record. Bases 99 to 1412 code for a protein of 437 amino acids. Lineage: Eukaryota; Metazoa; Chordata; Actinopteri; Perciformes; Percidae. Gene Ontology annotation, molecular function: magnesium ion binding; L-fuconate dehydratase activity. Gene Ontology annotation, biological process: amino acid catabolic process; carbohydrate catabolic process.